Molecule: messenger RNA, 1407 nt
Organism: Spinacia oleracea (spinach)
Lineage: Eukaryota; Viridiplantae; Streptophyta; Magnoliopsida; Caryophyllales; Amaranthaceae
Product: pre-mRNA-splicing factor srp1
Exons: 10
Coding region: 161-1186 (341 amino acids)
Molecular function (GO): RNA binding
Source: RefSeq, a predicted model, not a curated record
CCUGCAUUUACUACCUCCCAAUAAGAAUUCUUGUGGUUAAGCCGGUCUACUCCGUAGUGGAAGUGUCAAGUGUGGUACAAGUAGGAGGAGGAGUUUGUCUGUCUGGUUUUUCGGAGUUCUUCCAUAUUUCCACUCCAUCAGCCAACCCUCUACACUUCUCAUGGAGGACAUGUCAGCAUACUAUUAUGCACCACCACCUUCACACCCCCCUCCACCACCAUCCGACAUUCACUCCGCCUUCUACAACACUCACUACCACCCUCCUCCUCCUCCUCCUCCUCAACAUCUUCCACCACCGGUGUCUCUGCAGCACUCUCACCACAUUCCUCCACCAUCCCUCCACCCUCCUCCUCCUUCUUUCUCUCACCUUCUACCACCACCGCAUUCUUCUCGCGACGAAGUUCGCACCCUCUUUGUUGCAGGACUUCCCGAAGAUGUCAAGCCUCGCGAAUUAUACAACCUCUUCCGCGACUUUCCUGGCUACCUGUCUUCCAAUCUUCGCUCUCCUUCCAACAAUUCUCAGCCAUUCGCUUUCGUUGUGUUUGCUGAUCAACAGUCAGCAGUCACUGCAAUGCAUGAAAUACAUGGUAUGGUCUUUGAUCUAGAAAAAGGAUCAACCUUAUACAUUGAUCUAGCAAAAUCUAAUUCACGAUCUAAGCGUCAAAGGGCAGAUGAUGAAGGGCCUGCUGCUUCAGAUAAGAAGCAUAAGGGAUCUCCUGCUAUUCCAAGAGGUAGUGCUGAGUUGGCAGGUGUUGGCAGCUUUCACAUUCCUGGGAUGGGUAGUUCUGCUCACAACACAAUUGGUUAUCCAUCUGCACAAAGUCAUCGGAGCUAUAAUAGCAGAGGCAUCAGUGAAGCAAAUGCUGCUAAAUCUAGCCACAGUUCAGCCUCCCAUAUUCCACAAGAGAAUCCUCCAUGUCCAACAAUUUUCGUGGCUAACUUAGGCCCUGAAUCUUCUGAACAAGAGCUAACUAAAGUUUUUUCAAGAUGUCGCGGAUUCUUAAAGCUAAAGAUUCAAGGCACAUACGGGGCUCCUGUUGCGUUUGUUGACUUCCAGGAUACUGCCUGCUCAAGUGAGGCUAUGAGUCAACUGCAAGGCACAGUUCUUUUCUCGUCUUCAUCUGGCGAAGGCUUGCGUUUGGAAUAUGCUAAAUCAAGGAUGGGGAUGCGAAGAAAGCCCAAGUAGGUUGAAGUUGAGUAAAACACCAAGAUGUUUGAUAGCACUAUUGUGUUUGUACUCUGUAGUUGUGUUCAUCCUAGAAAAUUUUGGGUGUCCAUGAGCAUUUCUGGUGGUUUAUUUGAUAAUCUUGUUUCAGAGUCCUUUGAAAACUUAUGUUGGUGGAUAACCUCUAUGUAAUAGACUUUUAGUGGAGAAACUUCCGAAUCAAUAAAAAAGUUCUUAUCUGA